This is a messenger RNA of Wallemia mellicola CBS 633.66, 7507 nucleotides long. Its product is annotated as RecF/RecN/SMC protein. Gene Ontology annotation, molecular function: protein binding; ATP binding; ATP hydrolysis activity. Gene Ontology annotation, biological process: mitotic chromosome condensation. Gene Ontology annotation, cellular component: chromosome. The coding region runs from base 83 to 3784 and encodes 1233 amino acids. The record is from RefSeq and is a predicted model, not a curated record. NCBI's taxonomy places the organism in Eukaryota, Fungi, Basidiomycota, Wallemiomycetes, Wallemiales, Wallemiaceae. The transcript is spliced from 9 exons.
AUAUACAUAGCACAUCUCACAGCACUCUUUUAUCCUCUCUAAACCCUCUCAUCUCUCUCUUGAUCUCGACGACCAUCAGAAAAUGACGGACGUCCUAGCAGAAUCGAAUAUACCAAAAGAUGAACAGCAGACGGAGAGAUCUAGGUUGGUUAUUAAUAAAUUGUGUUUGAUAAACUUCAAAUCUUUCGCUGGUACACAAGUUAUUGGCCCAUUUCACAAAUCAUUCUCCUCUAUCGUUGGUCCAAAUGGUAGCGGUAAAAGUAAUACAAUUGACGCGUUACUCUUCGUUUUCGGUUAUCGUGCAUCCAAGAUGCGUCAAUCGAAGCUCUCAGAGUUGAUACACAACUCAGCUGAACAUCCAAACUUCGAUCAUUGUGCUGUAGAAGUUCAUUUCCGUGAUAUUAUAGACACACCACAUUCAGAGGAGUUUCAAAUUGUAGAAGGUAGUGAUCUAGUAGUAACACGCAUGGCUAUGCGUAACAAUCAAUCAAAAUACCUCAUAAACGGUCAAUCGUCAAAUUACGCAGAAGUAACGAACCUUCUACGCGGUAGGGGUAUUGAUCUUGACCAUAAUAGAUUUCUUAUUCUCCAGGGUGAAGUUGAAUCAAUUGCACAAAUGAAAAGUAAAGCUCCAUCACCCCACGAAGAUGGUUUAUUAGAGUAUCUCGAGGACAUCAUCGGUACAGUUAAAUACAAAGCACCGAUCGAGGAAAGUCUCGUAGACAUGGAUAAACUUUCAGAUGAGCGUAGUGAGCGCCUCGGCCGUCUUCGUAUAGUUGAGAAAGAAAAGGACAGACUAGAGGGUCAUAAGGACGAAGCCGAGGCUUAUCUUAAGGAUUGUAACAAUGUCGCGCGUAAGAAAAACAUCCUUUAUCAGCGUUAUCUCCUUGAUUUGAGUGAAAACAUCGAAGUUUGUCAUCAACAUAUUGCAGAGUUAGGCCAACAACUCACUGACGAAGAGGGUAAAGUUUCAGGACGCAAGGAUGCCCUCAGCGCGUUUGAAGCUGAGUAUAAGCGAAUCGAGAAGGAGGCAAAAGGCAUGGAAAAUGAAAUGAAACGCGUGAGUAAAUCUCAUGAAGAUAAGAACAAAGAGAAUGUAAAACUGGAUGUCAAAAUCAAAGAUUUGAAUUCAAAAAUCAAGAAGUUGAAGAAGACGCUGACGGAUGAUACUCACGCAUUUAAGACUGCCCAGUAUAAUAUAACUGAACUCACAGAAGAAAUGGAGAAGGCCCGCAAGGAGGCUGAAGAGCAUGAGGCAGGCCUUGGUACCGAAGAGGAGAAACUUGAAUCUAUCAUUGAUUCUCUCAAAGGUAAAACACAAGUGUUCACAGACCAAAUCGAACACAAGCAGAAGGAACUCCAACCAUGGCAGGCGAAAUUAUCCGACCUGCAAACGAAGAUUGACGUUGCAGCAUCUGAACGAGAUCUUCUUGCCUCGAAGGCCGAAUCUGCCCAGAAUGCUGCCUUAGAAGCCGACGACCAGCUUGCGGCUAUCAAAGAUGAGGUAGAACGCAAGCAGAGUGCCGCUACUGAUAUCCAAGACGAGCGCCAAAGAGUCGCGAGCGAGAUGGACGAACUCGAUGACCAGAUAAAGAGCCUCAGAAAUGAUGAAGGUACCGCUCGGAGGGCACUCAGCCAAGCACGUCAGAAAGCCGACGAAGCAAAGUCAUCAUUGACAGCAAAUAGAUCCCAGGAUGCUGUCUUGGCCAGUCUGACCCGCCUGAGAGAAACCGGUCGUGUGUCAGGUUUCCACGGCCGUCUUGGUAAUCUCGGUGCAAUCGAUGAUAAAUUCGACAUUGCGAUAACGACAGCUUGUGGCGCACUCAACAACUUCGUCGUCGAUACCGUACAGGGUGCCCAGACUUGCAUUGCGCACCUGAGGGAAAACAACGUCGGUAGAGCUACCUUUAUCGUACUCGAGCAACUAGCGGGUAAGAACCCAACUAAAGUUGCUACACCAGAGAAUGCUCCACGUCUUAUUGACCUCGUCAAACCGAAGAAAAAAGAAUAUAUACCUGCAUUCUACAAAGCCCUCGGUAAUACCCUCGUAGCAAAGGAUCUCAGUCAAGGUAAUCGCAUUGCCUAUGGGAAGCAGAGAUGGCGUGUAGUCACACUCCAAGGCAAUGUAAUUGAAGCCUCUGGUGCGAUGUCAGGUGGUGGUCAACGUGUGUUGAAGGGUGGUAUGAGUUCAUCUUUGAAUGCUUCUGAUUCAGUAACGAUCGAAACCGUCAACAAACUUGAAGGCGAGAGGGAAAAAGCGGAUGAGCAUCUGAAAGAAAUCCUCGAAAAGAUAUCAAAUCUUGAAAACACUUACCGUGAAUUAAGGAAACUUGCACCAGAUUUAGAAAUUCAAGCUGAGAAAGCCGAACUCGAUCAAGCGACGUUUGCGAACCGUAUAUCUGAAGCUGAGAAACAUGCAAAGAAGGCGAAAGAAGCAAGUAAACCAGAUGCCAGCGACGCGAAACGUACGAAGACACUCGAGAACGAGAUAACAAAACUAGAAAAAGAAGUAACAAAAUUAACAUCCACAACAUCCUCCAUUGAGCGGGAAAUUGAACAGCUACAGGAAAAGAUCCUUGAAGUAGGUGGUGUUAAACUACGUGCUCAGAAGAGUAAAGUUGAUUCCGUUAAAAUGAUGAUGGGUCUUUGCAAUGAGCGUAUGACAAAAGCUGAAGUAGCGCUUAGUAAAUCCGAGAAAGAUAUAAACCGUUACGAGAAGACUAACAAAGACAAUGAGAAGAAACUUGAGAAACUGGAGCGAGAAUUGGAACAAAUCAAUGAAAAGAAUAGUGAACAACUCACCAAAGCUAACGGAGUAAAGGGUGAAGUGGAUAAAAUGCGUGACGCACUCGAAGCAAAGCAGGAUGAGUUACAGACGAUUAAAGCGCAACUCGAUGACGAGGCACUAGCCAUGCAAUCUUUCAACGCCCUCGAAGCUGAUCUUCGUAACCAACUCGAAGAAACGCAGAACAUGCUAACGGAUUCUGAAUCCAAAUUGGGUAUCUACAAUGAACGUUUAUCAAAGCUCUCACUCCAGGAUGUCGAAGAAGAGGAGCAGGAUAAUGAAGAUGGAGAAAAAAUGGAGCAAGAUGCACCCGCACUUGAAAAAUACACUCCGGAGGAUCUUCAAGAAAUUCAAUUGGAUAUUCUUAAGAAGGAAAUAUCAAGAGCGGAGGAUAAAGUAGAGAAAUCAACUGUCAAUUUGGACGUAUUAGCGGAAUAUAAAUCUCGCAAACAGGAGUUCAAAUCACGCGCUGCGGACGUCCAAGAAGUAACUCGUCGCCGUGAUGAAGCCAAAGCAACAUAUGAUGAACUUCGUAAGAAACGUUUAGAGGAGUUCAUACAUGGCUUUUCUAUCAUAUCGUCAAAACUCAAAGAAAUGUAUCAGAUGAUAACUCUCGGUGGUAAUGCUGAACUUGAACUAGUUGAUUCUCUAGAUCCAUUCAGUGAGGGUAUCAUCUUCUCGGUCAUGCCUCCAAAAAAGAGUUGGAAGAAUAUAAGUAAUCUCUCUGGUGGUGAAAAGACACUCAGUUCUCUCGCUCUUGUUUUCGCAUUACAUGCUUACAAGCCUACACCACUCUACUUCAUGGAUGAAAUUGAUGCUGCAUUGGACUUUAGGAAUGUGUCCAUUGUAGCUAACUACAUCAAGGAUAGGACGAAGGAUGCACAAUUUAUCAUCAUUUCAUUGAGAAACGACAUGUUCGAAUUGAGUAACCGAUUAGUCGGUAUCUACAAAACGUUGAACGCGACAAAGUCACUGACAAUUGCCAACUCUAACUUAUAAUCUUCCUUAAGAAACUCGUAUGUAUUAUUUUUUUUUCUUCAAAAGCAAAGCAUGUAUCAUGAUAUAAGUAUCUUUUAAUCUCGGAUAAUUACAACUAUUUACCAUUCGUCAUCAGCCCCUGGUUGACGACGUUUAGAGAGGGCUGCUGCUAAGUCGUUGCCGAAACCACUUCCAUUGUUAGUUGGCAAACCAAUCUGUGGUGCGCCAUUUGAAGCGUUAGAAGUGCCGUUUGAGGCUGGUUUUGGUUUUGGUUUUGGAGCAACUGCUGGCUUGGCCUUUACCGGUGGAGGAACCUUCUUUGCACCAUUAGAAGGAGCCGGGACAGGAGCUGGUGGUGCUGGGAUAGACCUUUGCACUGGCGGUUGUGGUGCUGCUGGCUGCUUUGGCUUUGGUGGAACCUUGUUGAGGUAUGUCGAUGGGCACCAUCCCUCGACACCGCUGCCGUUCUUUACGAGCCACCAUCCUGAUGCAUCCUGAUUGAGGACUUCUACUUCCUCAUCCUUUUCUAAUGGCAGCUCACCACUUUCUUGGGUAUCAAACUGAUGAAUACUCUUCCACAUCUCCUUUUCUGGUGAAGGUGGUCUAGCUGGUCGAACUGGAGCUGGAGGUGCAGCCGGAGCUGGUGGAACGGCUCUAGGAGCAACAACAGGAUUACUUGCAUGUACACUCGGAACAGGUGGUGUAGUCCUUGCCGCUGGCGUAGGUACAGGUGUAUUGAGCGCCGGUUUACCACCACCACCAGGUAACGGUACACUACGUGGUGCAGCCGUUGAUCUUGGUGCACCUCUCUUUGCUGCCAACUUUGCUGGGCGCGGCUUACGAGGAACAGGUGGUCUCGAAACACUUGAAGCUGGCUCACCACCAGCAAUUGUUAUAGUGUGCGAUUUGUAAGUUGCGCCAUUUAUCCUCUCCUGAGGCUUCGAUGCGCUUAUGUCACCCUUAACAGCCUUAAUUUGAGCCCUCUUGUCUUUUUUCUUGGUAUAAUCAAUUGUUGGACCAGCAUUGACUGUGACUGUUCCACCCGCAAUCCUGUUAAUUUGGGUGACAAACUCUGUCUUAAAUUUAACAACCAAAAUUGGGUCGCCCUCUUCAGUUGGACCGAGGUUCAAUACGACGAAGUCAUCUUGAAGAUUAGAGAGCGAAGCACCCUUGAUGGCACCUACAAGAAUCUUGCGCUCAACAUUAGUGCCCUCCUUUGUGGUGACGACAAUGUAAAGUGCCUUAUUUGUGAGCACGACGAAACGUGGACUUGGCUUAGAUGUCCUACCCAAUCUCGAUACUAAAAUUUCAGCGCGAGAGGAGAAUGACACAGGCUCAGCCUUAGAAAUACCACAAACACGGCUAAGCAUUUGUCCAGUUGGACUAUCGCCAUUGACAUCCAAGUAAUCACCCAUAAAUCUUCUUUGACUGACGAGGGAGAACCGUCUUCUCUCUUUCCUGUUGGCGAGAAGUUGAUGACCGUAUGUUCUAAUUUUCUCAUAAGCGAUACCUUCUUUCUUUGACAUCCAGAAACGUUGAAUUUUCUGUGCACUUUCUUGUCUUCUACGGAGGUACGCACGCCAUGAACGUUGAAUCCUACUAGCCAUAUUGUGCCAAUAUUUGUCUCUCAUUGUUUCUAAAGCAAAAAGUGUUUCGGGAUUCUUAAUGAAUGCUUUUGUUAUACCAAGUUGCCAUUCAUCUUUGGCAAUACCAGUGUCAGUGAGCAUUUGUGCACAUCCAGAUCUAGCGUCUCCUUGCCAAAUGUAGUCACCCGCGUAACUUGUUGAUGGUGAUAAAAGGUAGAAUCUUUCAAUCAUCUUUUCGAACGUAUUUCUAUAUGCAAAUCCUGCUCUUCUUACUCGAAUGUUUUCUUGAAGACCCAAAUACUUAAUUUGGUGGAGAAUUGCAGCAUCAUCAUACUCCGAUGAAGACCUGUUUUGAUUUGGUUUGAUGGUACGGAUGUAAGAUGGCUGAGAUGCCAUCAACUUGUCGACGAGUAAGUUUGCAGAAACCUUAAUUCUAUCACCUGCUGUUGGUGGCCUCUUCUUGGAGUUUGGAUCAGGUCUUUCAGGGAAUAAGCCUUGUAAGAAUGGAUUGCUGGACUCAUCAAUGAGAUUUAAGAGAUCCUUAAGCAAAGCAUCCUUGUUCUUAUCCGUCAUUUGUUGAAUAUUGUAGGUGACAUCACCAGCGUAAUGCUUGAUAAUAAAUUUACUACCACGCAAGUUGAAAUGAGGGUUUGAAGAAACCAUAUUCAAACGCUGAGAAAAGGAGUUGUCAGCAGCAGCAGGAUCGGCGUGUGCUGUUGCGCAAGCAUCGUUCAAAGCUGCAAAGAUACCUGGUGGACGCUUCUCUUCAAUCAAGUCACAAACAAUUUUGUUAUUGAAGAACUUGAUUGGUUGCCAUUGAAUUUGUUCCAUCGAAUACUCCUCUUGUUCCUUCUUCAAUGUCAACUCAAUGAAUAUCUGUUGAAGUUUCUCGUUAACGUAGUUGAUACAAAGCUGUUCGAAUGAGUUGUCUUCGAAAAUUUCAAAACCGUAGAUAUCAAGAAUACCAAUUACGUAGUCACUAGCUUGUGUUGGUGCUAAAGAGCGAUUGAUGCGGUCGACGAUCCAUUCGAAGAGAUUGUUGUAGAUUGCUUUUGAAAAGGCAUCACGAACAGAUGUAGCUUGUGCUGGAUUGAGUGGUACUUCAUAAACUGAUCCACGUCUGCCACCCCUUUGUGUUUCCAUGACACGACAUGUGACUGCCUUCUCCAAAGAUGGUCUACUGACUUGCAGCAAGUAGGCGAUGAAGUCAAGAGUGUCAGAGUCAUCUGGUUGGGCAUUUCCAUCAUCAUUUUCAACAAAUACAAUGUUACCAAGCCAGAGAAUAGAUGCAAGCAUUCUAAAAAUUUCGUUCUGUUCAUCACCACAGAGACCGAUGGUGUUCAUUGCAUUGAUUGUCUCUGAGAAGUCGUGAACGUCGUUAAUACCGCCAACAUCUAAGCAUCCAGCGCGGGAUGUGUAGAGGUAAGCGUCUGGACCUUGUAAACCAAAUGCUUGUCUUUGAGCUUGCGAUGCGCCCUUAGUGAGCUGAUAAAAGAUGUGGAAGUCACGUUCGUCGGUAAUUUGACCAACAACACGACCCUUUUCAAGGAGGUAGUUUGUGAUACGGGCUCCGACUGGUUCACCAGCGUGGUUGAACAUAAUUUCGAGAUAUUUUCCGUGUCUACUUGAGUUGUUAUUUCUGAGUGUCUUUGCACAACCGAAACUCUCGAGUAAUGGGUUCGUAGCGAGUACCAUGUCUUUAAUACCUUGAAUUGAGCUAUCCUGACCGCCGGAUACUUCUGCGAUGUAUUGCAUGAUACGCUUUGCAGCUUCAGUCUUACCAGCACCGGAUUCACCUGAGAUAAUAACGCAUUGGUUUUCUCUAUAAGCGGACAUGUUGUAAUACAUGGAUUCAGCGAUAGCGUAGACGUGUGGUGUCAUUUCGAGUCUAUUCUUUCCUUUGUAGGAACGUAAUAUCUGAUCAGUGUAGAUUCCAAGAUCCCUAAAUGGGUUGAUAGAUAUCAAGACGUGUCCAAUGUAAGUGUAGAUCUCGCCCACUUGGAAGCGUUUCUUGAGGUUGUCGUUGAUAGAGUCGUUAGAGAUUGUCGUUAAUAGCGUCAUAUCGGAAACACCGGCUUGUUUCUUCUUAAAGCUGUCCUUCCAGUCUGCCUUUGCAAUCUGUGCUUUUCCAGGAGCUUUUGAAGGCGCUUUAGUUUUG